Molecule: messenger RNA, 560 nt
Organism: Laccaria bicolor S238N-H82
Lineage: Eukaryota; Fungi; Basidiomycota; Agaricomycetes; Agaricales; Hydnangiaceae
Exons: 3
Coding region: 1-453 (150 amino acids)
Biological process (GO): transcription by RNA polymerase II
Cellular component (GO): RNA polymerase II, core complex
Molecular function (GO): protein dimerization activity
Source: RefSeq, a predicted model, not a curated record
AUGAACGCACCUAAUCGUUACGAGCUCUACGUUCUUGAAGAUGGCGAAAAGCCAGUGGAAAUAACAGAGGACACGAAGAUUCCCAACGCCGCUACUAUCAAAAUCGUUAAACAGGAUCAUACCCUUGGCAAUAUGCUCCGAGCUCAGCUUCUGUCAAUGCCACAGAUCCUCUUUGCGGGGUACAAAGUUCCCCACCCCCUUCACCCCUACUUUCUCAUCAAGAUCCAAACGGACGGAACGAUAACACCUCAAGCCAUAUUGCAUCAAGCAUGUACGAAACUCAUUGGAACCAUGUCGUCGCUGGAGACCAAGUUCAACCGAGAAUUCUCCUUCAAGGACGUAGAGGGUACCGGUGUAGGGGUGGGAGGCAUGCCGGGAGAAGACCCAUAUGGUGGCACGGGAGGGACUGGAGGCGCCUGGUCAGGCGCUGGCCGAGAUUACUUGGACUUCUGAUACCUGUCCCUUUUUCCCUUGCUUACAAAACUCUGUUCUCCAACCUUAUGUCUGUAUACUACUCGUUGAUUGUAUCAUUAUAUUCUCCAAUAUACACUGUUAAGUAU